This is a messenger RNA of Girardinichthys multiradiatus, 2264 nucleotides long. RefSeq names its product zinc finger protein OZF-like. The transcript is spliced from 2 exons. Gene Ontology annotation, cellular component: nucleus. Lineage: Eukaryota; Metazoa; Chordata; Actinopteri; Cyprinodontiformes; Goodeidae. Gene Ontology annotation, biological process: regulation of transcription by RNA polymerase II. Gene Ontology annotation, molecular function: DNA-binding transcription activator activity, RNA polymerase II-specific; RNA polymerase II cis-regulatory region sequence-specific DNA binding. The record is from RefSeq and is a predicted model, not a curated record. Bases 160 to 1383 code for a protein of 407 amino acids.
UCCAGCAGGGGGCGGUAAAUGGACCAAUCAGCUGCUUUGUCUCAGUGUGACGUCCAGCGGAAGUAAAACUAAAGGCUCCAGCAGCAGCUUGUUUGGACUCAGCUGGAAGACGGUUGUGUUUUCGUAUCUCAGCUGAAUAUUUCAGUAGUUUCAGUAACAAUGUCUUCAGUUCAGCAUCUGAGAGAGUUUAUCAGAGAGCGACUAACUGCUGCUGCUGAAGAAAUCUUCUCAGAGGUUGAGAAAACCAUCGUCCGCUACGAGGAGGACGUCAGACUGCUGGGAACCUGCUGGAAACCUCAGAUAAACACGACCAGAACCGAUAUCCAAAAGCCACAUGUCUCUAAUGAGGAGGAAGCUUCUGCCAUCCAAAAGCUCUGUAACCAGGGAAGGAGUUCCAGUCAUGACCAGGAGGAAUCAGAACCUCAGUGGACUGAAGACAAACAAAUGGAAUCAGAUCCUCCUUUAUUUGAAGAACAGGGGGACCCAGGACCUCAAUGGAUUAAAGAGGAAGAGGAGGACCUAGAACCUCCAAUGACAGAAGAAGAAAAUGAGAAACCCACGUCUUCAAAGGCUAAAGAGGAACAGACUGAACCAGAUUCUCUACUGAUUGAAGAACGAGAGGAACCAGAACCUCCAUGUAUUAAAAAAGAAGAAGAGGAGCCAGAAUCUCCACUGCUCGAAGAACGGGAAGAAACAGAAUCUCCAUGGCCUAAACAUGAACAACUGGUACCAGAACAUUUAUCAACUAGACAGGACCAGAACCUUCACAGCUGUGAGGAGGGAGAGCAGCUUGUCCAGAAGCGGUCCGUUGCUUUGAUGGAGACUUCUACUCUUCAGGAAGGUGAUUUGAGUGAAGGAGAACCAAGACUGUUUUCUUGUAAAACGUGUGGGAAAAGUUUUAAUAGACGUUAUCACUUAAGUUUACACCAAAAAAUCCACACUGGAGAGAAACCUUUUUCUUGUGAGACAUGUGGAAAAGGUUUUAUCCAAAGUACAGAUUUGAAUAAUCACAAAAGAACUCACACUGGAGAGAAACCUUUUUCUUGUGAAACAUGUGGGAAACGUUUUACUAGACGUUCUCAAUUAAAUGCACACCAGAAAACCCACACAGAUGAGAAGCCUUUUUCAUGUCAGACAUGUGGAAAAAGUUUCUCUUUAAAGGGUAGUUUAAACUUUCAUAAACAGAUUCAUACAGUUGAGAAACCAUUUCCUUGUCAAAUUUGUGGGAAAGGUUUUAUUAGACGUUAUCACUUGAACGUACACGAGAGAAUCCACACAGGUGAGAGGCCUUUUUCAUGUGAAAUAUGUGGAAAAAGUUUCACUGAAGUUUGGAGACUUAAUUUCCAUAUGAAACAAAAACACAAAAAUGAAAAUAGCCAUUAGACUUUCACACAGAUUUACAAUUAUGCAUAUUUAAACUUUUCUUAGUAGUUUAGAAAAUAAAAAGUAACUAACGUUCUUAGGCGUGAAGGCCAGAUGUUGGGUUUAUCAGAACCAGGUCUUAAGAAACCUUUCUGAGUCUGAACACCAGCAGCUUGGACCUCAUGGACAAACAGACCUUUUUCAUACUAUUGUUAAGAUCAGCUUAAUCGCAGCGUUACUGCCUGAUAGAGGCGAUAUUACCCUGCUUUGUACACAGUCUCCUCAGAAGAAGAGAAGAACUUAAAAAGCAGGAAUGAAAUGAUAACUCAUCAGAAUAUCAGAGCAGGUUUUGGAUCUUUGUGGUUCCUAAGAGGCAGAUGAUCCAGAUAGUAAAACCAGCUGAUUUCUUCACACAGUUUCUUAUAAACAAGAGUUGUUGGACUUGUUUCUUCUUCUGCUUUUGAUCUGACUUCCACUGGUUUAUCUGCUGUGUUUGGUGCCACCCUUUGAUUAAGAGUAUUACUGUUGCCGUUUGGCACACAGUCAACCGGGUCAUAAAAGUCUGGGCUGCAUGCCGACUACCACAGGAGAUCCUAGUGGACCUUAAUGGGCAGGUAUAGAUCAUGACAUUUCUGCCCAACAGGCUUUGAGAGGACUGGGAGGCAUGAAUUAGGCCUUAGCUGCAGGGUCUCUGUGUGAAGGACCUGUUUUAAAUGAAUGUAUUCAACCAGAGUUAGAGGUCAUGUUUCUGACGAUGUUGCAGAUUGUCUGAUUCCAGUUCAAACGUGAUGGGGCACCCACUCCUGGAAAACUGGGAGCUGUCUUUCAUGUUUUCACCCAGUGAGAAGUCAUUUUGUUGUACAAUGUUUCUUUUCAAUAUUCAAUAAAGUGACCAGUCUUCA